Bombus pyrosoma is the source of this 1096-nucleotide messenger RNA. Its product is annotated as elongation of very long chain fatty acids protein 1-like. The record is from RefSeq and is a predicted model, not a curated record. Gene Ontology annotation, molecular function: fatty acid elongase activity. The transcript has 4 exons. Bases 66 to 899 code for a protein of 277 amino acids. Gene Ontology annotation, biological process: fatty acid elongation, monounsaturated fatty acid; fatty acid elongation, polyunsaturated fatty acid; very long-chain fatty acid biosynthetic process. NCBI's taxonomy places the organism in Eukaryota, Metazoa, Arthropoda, Insecta, Hymenoptera, Apidae. Gene Ontology annotation, cellular component: endoplasmic reticulum membrane.
UUACGGUCAUAGACAUAAAGCUGCAAUGAUCGGUAUGAACAAAAUAUUCUAGUAAAAAGCCAAGAAUGGUUCGUGGAUCGCAAAUGGCAGAAACGGAGAAAAUAUCAAGAAUGGGAUUCGUAGAGCUUUACGAUCUUUAUUGGAAUCAGAAUGCUGAUCCAAGGACAAAUGGCUUACCAUUUAUCGGAUCGCCUGUUAUUAUACCUUCCAUCAUAUUGUUGUACUUAUACUUUGUUCUAAAAUAUGGUCCCGAAUUUAUGAAAGAUAGAAAACCGUACGACUUGAAAACCUUCAUGAAAUAUUACAAUGUCUUUCAAAUUAUCGCUAACACGUAUGUGGUGCAGCAAUUCAUCACUGUAGGCUGGUUCACCGAAAUAACCAUGUACUGUGAAAUACCAGAUUUUUCGUAUAAACCUGGUCCUCUCAAGUUAGCUUAUAUAAUGUGGUUGGUAACGAUGUUGAAAUUGAUCCAUUUCGUGGAAACGUUCGUCUUCGUUCUUAGAAAGAAGAAGGAACAAGUUUCAUUUUUGCAUCUAUACCAUCAUGUAACUACGAUCUUAUUAUGUUGGCUUACGACAAAAUAUGUUCCGGUGGCGAUGUCUUCGUUCACUCCGCUCGUAAACUGCGGCGUACACGUGAUCAUGUAUACCUAUUACUUCCUUAGCACGUUUGGUCCAAAGUUUCGGAGAGUAUUAGCUACGUAUAAACCAAUAUUGACCAUCGUGCAAAUGGCACAACUUAUAAUUUUACUGAUACAAAAUGUGCAAUCGCUUCUUCCGUCUUGUCCUGUAACGAAACUACCAGGCACUAUCUCGGCGACCAAUUUAAUCAUAAAUUUCGUUCUUUUUUAUAACUUCUAUCAAAAAAGAUACACGAAAUCUGCUUCAAAGGAACGUUGAAUCAUAUUGAAAUCAUGAAAAAUUGUGUAUUCGAUAUAAUACGCUUUUAUUAGGAUCGUGAAUGCACCUGUUUUAAUCACAAAACUACAAAAUAUGCCCUAAUCAAUGAAAGAAGAUGUUUUUGAAAGAGAUAUAACGAAAACUACCGAUAUAAAUAUUACUUCAAUGAAUAGUUUAAUCAUUUCGAUUGAACUGAC